Penicillium canescens is the source of this 1560-nucleotide messenger RNA. RefSeq names its product Major facilitator superfamily domain general substrate transporter. The record is from RefSeq and is a predicted model, not a curated record. Gene Ontology annotation, molecular function: carbohydrate:proton symporter activity. Gene Ontology annotation, cellular component: membrane. Bases 1 to 1560 code for a protein of 519 amino acids. The transcript has 2 exons. Gene Ontology annotation, biological process: transmembrane transport; carbohydrate transport. NCBI's taxonomy places the organism in Eukaryota, Fungi, Ascomycota, Eurotiomycetes, Eurotiales, Aspergillaceae.
AUGACAGCGAAGACUGAUACGGCUCCCCCAACGGAGCUUCCUCUGGAAGCAUUCAAGCUUCUGCCCAACAACACGGAUAAAAACUGGAUCAAGGACAAGGGGUUACGGAAACUGAAUCUUGGAAUUCUGUUUAUGUUCUCUACUGCUUCUUCGGCGGGUUAUAUCGCAAGUUUAGUUAACAGCCUGCUGGUAUUACCUCAAUUCGCCACAAUUAUUGGCGGUUUGGACCCCAACAUAAUUGGUCUUAUCAUUGCCGGCACUUCUCUGGGAGCUUUUUUAGCAUUCGUACCAGCGUCCUAUAUUGCAGAUAAACAUGGGCGCAAGAUCUGCGUGGGACUCGGAUGCAGUCUUGUCAUUGUCGCAACGAUCAUUCAGACCAUUUUUAGAAAUCAUUGGGCUUUCUUCAGUAUGAGGGUGUUGUCAGGUGCGGGCAUGGGCAUUUCCCAAACUGCUGCUCCUCUCUUGGUAACUGAGAUUGCGCACCCACGUCAGAGACAGACCGCGACCGCUUUCUAUAAUGCGACUUGGUGUCUGGGGGGAAUCGGCUCGGCUGCGGUUACAUUUGCAACUAUCGCCCUGACGAACAGCUGGUCAUGGAGAAUUCCUUGUUUAUUACAGGUGGCAUAUCCGAUCAGUCAAUUGAUUGGUUUGGUGUUCUUUGUGCCGGAGAGCCCUAGGUGGCUUGUGUCGAAAGGUCGGAAAGAUGAGGCUUUGGUUAUUCUGGCCAGGUAUCAUGCCAAUGGACGGAUAGAUGAUGAGUUGGUUCAGCAUGAAUUCUGUCAGAUUUGCGACACCAUCAAUGCCGAAGCGGCCCAGUCUAGAAACUGGAAUUCCUUCUUCUCUUCAAAAGGCGACAUGCACCGAUUGGCGAUUUGUGUAUUGGUUGGACUGAUGCAAGAAUGGGCUGGAAAUGGUAAGAAGCCCGAAGCUGUAAGAGACCACAUGUUGACAUAUCCAGGGAUCCUAUCAUAUUACCUCGCACCAAUUCUCGGCUCUGUGGGAAUUACCAAAGCAGCAGACCAAGCCGCCGUAAACGUGAGUCUCCAAGCUUGGAACUUCCUCCUCUCAGCCGCAGGAGCGGUGGCUUCGGAGCGAUACGGUCGUCGUAUCCUCUGGCUCCUGUCCACAGCAGGAAUGCUGCUAUUUCUCUCCAUUGCCACACUGCUUGCUGGUUUAUUCGCCGAGCAGCACCUCGCAGCUGCAGGGAUAGCCGUGGUGCCAUUGCUGUUUAUCUUUUUCGGCUUCUACGACAUGGCGUAUGCGCCUCUUUUCAUCUCGUAUCCGGCUGAGAUCCUACCGUUUCAACUGCGUGCCAAGGGUCUUGCGGUUACAUUGUCGGUCGAUGCUGCUGCAUGCUUCUUCAAUCAAUAUGUGAAUCCUGUGGCGUUUACUGCGCUUCAGUGGAAGUAUUAUUGUGUUUAUAUAGGCUGUCUGGUCGUAUUCCUGGGGGUUGUGUACUUCCUCUUCCCUGAAACGAAGGGCCGGUCUUUGGAAGAGGUUGCGAUGAUUUUUGACGAGAGCGAGGAAGAGAAUACAGACAGUAGAAAAGAAGCGAUAUAG